GUUUCAGGUGAAAGACCCUUCAGGUGCAGUCAGUGCAACAUGAGCUUCAUUCAGAAGUACCUUCUCCAGCGGCACGAGAAAAUCCACAGUGGAGAGAAGCCGUUCAGCUGUGAUCAGUGUAACAUGCGGUUCAUUCAGAAGUACCACAUGGAGAGACACAAGAGAACGCACAGCGGCGAGAAGCCAUACAGAUGUGAGACCUGCCAACAGUAUUUUUCGCGGACAGAUCGACUUCUUAAGCACAAGAGAACCUGUGGAGAAGCCAUAAAGAAGGGUCUGGAUCCUGGGAUGGACCUGGGUUGUGUAGACAUGGGACAGUGCAGCUAUGGAAUCACUCAGGGAAACAUUGGGAGUACUGGGAGGAAGAAAGGAAAGUCCAAAAAUUCUUCAGAGGGAGAGGAGCGCAAGAAAAAGAAGGGAAAUGGAGGGCUAGUGAGCAAGUCGCACAUGCACAGAGAUUCGGCUGGAGGCUACAGCGUCCACGAGUACUCUGUGGACAAUCCAACUGUGUCUUCCUCUACUGAGCCUGGGCUCUGCAUGCAGCAGGGCCACCAAGCUCCAAAGCUGGCCUUCAAGAAGGCCAAUCGUAAAAGCCUGGACAAAGUGGGUCAGGGAACAUCCAAGUCUGGAUUGUUGGAGCAGGAAAGUCUCAACCUCAUGCAGAAUAACGAGGCUAAAGUAGAGUCCACCAGCAGCAACUACGAUGAUGCCAUGCAGUUUCUAAAGAAGCGCCGCUACCUUCAGGUAGCAAACAAUGCAAACGCCUCUGGCCCUGCAGCUCCUGGAGGAGCCAGCAGUGAGUAUGAUGUCAGCGUUAACAUGUCCUUGCAGCCUUCAGACCUUCAGGGUUCAGCUUCAAACGUGAUGGACGCCGACGUUCCUCUCAGUUUCGACAAGUCAGGGAUCCCCGACGAAGUGCUGCAGAGCCUCCUGGAACACUACGCCCAGAAACCCGACAGCCUGCACCACGACAUUCACUUCGACAUCAGCGAUCAGCACAUGGAGCUGAACCCCACCUCAGCCGACGCCCCCAGCCCAUCAGGAGACAAGAUGCACGAAUACUCCCGCUUCCUGCUGCAGGCUUUGGAGCGCACCAGCCACAGUGCCGCUUUCUCUCUCGGCCCUGGACUCCCCCCCUCGGGACCCUUCACCAAUUCCCACCUGGGGAACCUCCUGUAUGCUGACAAGAACAUCUACACUACGUCUCCCCUGGACUGUUUUGGUCAGUCUGUGGCGUCGUCUGUGCCAAAGUCUCACUUUACGAUGCUGACGAGCUCCUCCCCACAGCACAGCUUCAGUCUGAGCACCCUGGAGGCCCCCACGCACCAGCAGCUCACCCCGUCUCAGGAGCUCACCGAGCAGAUGGAGAAGCGGCACUCCUCCACUCCCCCAUCGUCCUACCAGAUAAGCCCCUCUGACCUGAGCCUCCAGAAGGACCAGCCGUCGGUGAAGACUGGCACAGAGACCAUCUACCCUCUGGCCUCCUCGCAGGAUCUGGCCUCUCUGGACUCCUCCAAGCCUUCCUACCAGAUUGAAAACUUCGCCCAGGCCUUUGGCUCCCAGUUUAAGUCAGAUGGCCAUGGCUUGUCGUACGGCACUGACUCUGGCGGGGAGGUGGACCACAGGAUAAGGACGCCUGUGUCUGAUUUCUCAGGGUUUAGCAGUUUGUUGUCUGACGUUAAUGAGCCAGGAAGUACCGGUCCCAAACCACCAACAAGCCAAAGCUACAGAUGAAAGCCUGAGAGGGA
Nematolebias whitei (Rio pearlfish) is the source of this 1748-nucleotide messenger RNA. It is a transcript of the gene znf281a, whose product is annotated as zinc finger protein 281a. Gene Ontology annotation, biological process: regulation of transcription by RNA polymerase II. The transcript is spliced from 3 exons. Lineage: Eukaryota; Metazoa; Chordata; Actinopteri; Cyprinodontiformes; Rivulidae. Gene Ontology annotation, cellular component: nucleus. Gene Ontology annotation, molecular function: DNA-binding transcription factor activity, RNA polymerase II-specific; RNA polymerase II cis-regulatory region sequence-specific DNA binding. The record is from RefSeq and is a predicted model, not a curated record. The annotation marks the transcript as partial.